This is a messenger RNA of Lipotes vexillifer (Yangtze River dolphin), 408 nucleotides long. It is a transcript of the gene MRPL54, whose product is annotated as mitochondrial ribosomal protein L54. The record is from RefSeq and is a predicted model, not a curated record. Gene Ontology annotation, cellular component: mitochondrial large ribosomal subunit. Bases 1 to 408 code for a protein of 135 amino acids. The transcript has 3 exons. Gene Ontology annotation, molecular function: structural constituent of ribosome. Lineage: Eukaryota; Metazoa; Chordata; Mammalia; Artiodactyla; Lipotidae.
AUGGCGGCCAGGCGCCUCUUAGGUGCUACGUGGAGCUCGGCCGGCUGGCGGGUUCGGGAGCUCCCGGACCCCGCCGCUUCUGUAAGACUCCAUGUACGAGAUUAUGCCAAGAGACCGGUCAUUAAGGGGGGCAAAGGCGCUGUGGUCGGUGAGGCCCUGAAGGACCCAGAGGUGUGUACAGACCCCAUCCGGCUCACCACGCACGCCAUGGGUGUCAACAUCUACAAGGAGGGCCAGGAUGUGGUCCUGAAGCCGGAUUCCGAGUACCCAGAGUGGCUGUUCCAGAUGAACGUGGGUCCCCCCAAGAGUCUGGAGGAGCUGGACCCUGAGACCCGGGAGUACUGGCGGCUGCUGCGGAAACACAACAUCUGGCGCCACAACCGGCUGAGCAAGAACCAGAAGUUCUAG